AUGGCGGCGGCGAGCACCGGGCCGUACCGCCGGGAGCGGAGCCUGCCCCUGCGGAGCAGCGCCUCGGCCCUGUACAACAACCUGGCCGUGCUGUGCCCUCCCUCCCGGCCCCCGACCUUCGGAGCCGUGCACGCCACCGCCCUCAGCCUGCUGGGCGGCGAGGGGCCCCCCCGGCAGCUGCAGGUCCGCGGGGGGGGCUCGGCGCUCAGCACCCCCCUGCUCACGCAGGCCGCGUGGUGCGAGCUCCCGUCGCGGGUGCUGCUGGUGCUCACCUCGCAGCGCGGGGUCCAGAUGUACGAUUCCGACGGCUCCACCAUGGUGUUCUGGCACGCCCUGGACGUCCCGGAGCAGCCGGCAGCACAUUCCGUGUUCGCCCGAGGCAUCGCCGCAGCCGGCGGCCGCUUCGUCUGCGUGGGGACAUCCUUUGGGGCCGUGCUGGUGUUUGACAUCCCCCCGAAAGGGACCAACGUGACGCUGAGCGAGGUCCUGGAGCAGCACCGGGAUCCCGUCACCGACAUCGCCGCCGAGCAGGGCCAGGCCCCGGACGGGGCUGGGGACCUGGUGACGGCCGAUGACUCGGGGACCCUCUGCCUCUGGAGCAGCGGGGAGGAGUUCACCCUGCUGGGGGUGAUCCCGGGAUCUGGCUCCACGUGCUCCUCGGUGAGGCUGUGGAACGGGAUCGUGGCUGCGGGCUAUGGCGACGGGCAGAUCCGGCUGUGGGAAGCGGGCUCGGGGCGGAUCCGUGCCCAGGUGAGCGCCCACGCCCGCUGGAUCUACGCGCUCGACCUGGCCCCGCUCACCGGCAAGCUGCUGUCGGGUGCGGAGGAUUCCUUUGUCCACGUCUGGGAGCUCAGCAGGAACCCGGACACCGACGACAUCGAGAUCCAGCACUGCCACGCCGAGCGCGUGACGGACACGCAGGUUUGUGGCGCCCGGUUCUGUGACCCCGCCGGGGACACCUUCGCCGUCACGGGCUACGACCUGAGCGAGAUCCUCUGCUACGGCUCCGUCUGAGCCGGGAGCGCCGGGAACGCCGGGAACACCGGGAAUACCGCGGCCGUGGGUGAGGGGUGAGCACAGACCCCGCUCCGGCUCCGUGGGGGGAGCCCGGCCUGGAUCCCCCCCGAGGGCUGGGAGUUGCUCCGGCUCCACCACCCCGAGGGGAUCCUCCCAUGGCUCCCAGCGGCUCCGGGAUCCUCCCGUGGCCUCCCGCCCUUCCCGGAGGGCGGCGUGGCUGGGAACGGAGCCGGCUCAGACGGGAGGAUCCCGGGGAAACCUGCGCUACGUGCUGGGAGAGCCCCGAGCCCAGCCCGGCGUGCCGGGGUGCAGCGCCCGCCGGCCGCGGCUGCU
Molecule: messenger RNA, 1350 nt
Organism: Hirundo rustica (Barn swallow)
Lineage: Eukaryota; Metazoa; Chordata; Aves; Passeriformes; Hirundinidae
Gene: WDR54
Product: WD repeat domain 54
Exons: 10
Coding region: 1-1014 (337 amino acids)
Biological process (GO): cilium assembly; sperm axoneme assembly; cilium-dependent cell motility
Molecular function (GO): protein binding
Source: RefSeq, a predicted model, not a curated record